Messenger RNA from Spirometra erinaceieuropaei, 6045 nucleotides. The record is from the annotation of a GenBank genome assembly. Lineage: Eukaryota; Metazoa; Platyhelminthes; Cestoda; Diphyllobothriidea; Diphyllobothriidae.
AUGGUCGACUUCGCUGUGGCCUCCACUGUCGGUAAGUCCAUUCUCGUCCUGAGAGCGAACUCCGACCACGCGGUCUCUUCUCACCGCGCCCGUUUGCACAUCAUUUUCGCUUGCUCGUCUUUUGAUGGUGGAGACCACAGUUUGAUACGCCUAUUUAGCAUAAAUUUCCUGGGGCUGAAGGUGUACAUAUAGCGUAGGUGCGUCUAAUUAAGAAUAGUCGCAAAGUAUCGCAUAGACUCUGUUAAUGCCGACAGGUGUCUCAUGCAUAACCUAGAUAGCUAGUCUCCGUACCCGCCACUGUUCACGACACCUACGGAUGCCUCAGUGGCGUCUGGGCAGUUGAACUUGGCUUGCCCUAACUUACUCGCUUGUACUUGGUACCGUUGCGAUCAUGCCUGAUCUAGCCGGCCUCGAUGUCACGAACUGCACCUUUUAACGCGUGACAAUUGACGCAGCAAACGGACAGACGGCAGCAGACAGACAGUUCAACGAAGACCGAGUACCGAAUGUCCGAGAACCACAUCUAUGUCUUGACAGACUGUGUCGAGCCAGGUUUUGAGUUGAUCCCCUCUCCGACGCCUCCAAUAGUGGUAACGGUGCCAGACCGAAGGCGAUAACACUGAGCUCCUGAGGUGGACAACGAAGAACAUGUCCCAACCGUCCAUGCGAUGUUAUCGCAGCGAGUCGAUGUACUUCACUCAAAAGAUGACCCUCAAGUAGUGGUGGUAAAAUGCCUCCAGUUUUCGCUCGUUCUCCACAUCCGCAGUCCAGCAUUCACAACCACAGAAAAGGACAGACCGGACAACUGCACAGUACACGCAAAUCUUAGUGGCGGUGAAGUUGUCGCGUUGGAUCCAUAGGCGUUUUCUAAGGCUUGAGCAGACUCGGCGGGCAGAAUCAAUUCUGGAGACAAUGUCGUUCUUAAUCUGCCCACUCGGUAGCAGCCUCACCCCGAGGUAUUUAAAACCGUCUACUUCACGUUGACAGCCAUCAAAUCGCGGGCGGUACUUUCUCCUGGUCAAAGAUGCAGCUUGAAAACACUGGUCUUUCCAGCGUUUUUGGAUAAACCGACAGAUUUGGCGACCUCGUUCACCUGUGACGCCAUAGACCGCAGAUCACCAAAACUUAAGGCAAGUAAGGCAAUAUAAUCAGUAUAAUCAAGAUCAGUCAGUCAGUUUUUGGGUGCAAACUCAACACCGUCACCUUCGUGUAGGGCCCUCCCGAGGAUCCAAUCAAUAACGUAAUUGAACAGAAUGGCCGACAGGAUACAGCCUUGUCAAAGGCCAGACCGAAUACCAACCCGGUGGGGAAGCAUGUUGCGGACCAGAACUCUCGCAGCGGUGGAACGAUAGUCAGCCUUGAUCAAGGCGAUGGCUUUGGACGGUAUGCAAUCGAGUGCAAUUAUCCGCUAUAGGGGCUCACGAUGGACGGAAUAGAACACGGCGACAAACUCAACAAAGCAGACGACCGUCGGUUGCUGGUAGCUAUGGCGAAAUUCGAUAAUGCGUCUCAGUGUGAAUACCUGGUUCGCGCAUCCACGUCCAGCGCAGAAUCCAGCUUGGUUGAACCUCGUCCUAGAGCAACACACAGCCUGAAUUCGUCUGAGUAGAACAAUAACGAAGGUCUUUGCAGCAACGUCGAUGAGGCUUGUGCCGCGGUAAUUCCCGCAUCUUGUCUUAUCUCCCCUCUCGAGGAUAGGUAUAAGCCCGUCAUCAGGAGCAACCUCGUCUCUCCACGCUUGUUCAAUCGCCUCAUGGAGCCAGGGCGCCAGAGUGUCGACAAAAGGACUUGUAGAUUUCAGCGGUAUGCCGUCUUCACCGGGCGCCUUGUCGUUGCGUAGCCUUUUAUGAUAUCGGGGACUUCUCCUUCAGAAGGGGGGUCGCAUAGCGUUGCAUAGGUUGGAGAGGGAAGAAACUCCGCCGCAGAGGGGAGCAAGGGCGUGGUGGGUUGGGUAUCAAAAUUGAGAUGGUACUCGAAGUGCUUAAGCCAGCGCUCGACUUUGGCCGAGUUGUCCGCAGUAAAGUCGCCAUUAACGUCGCGAACAGGGUCUCUCAGUGCAGAGAACUUACCACUAACUUGGCGAAUAAGUUAGUAGUUUUUGAGUGUCGCGAACGUUCGAGGCCUGUUCCAUGAAGGUCGCAAUUUCAGCCCAAUAUUGCUUCCGGUCAUCCCUGGCCGACUUUGGCGGAAGGAAUCAUCACUACGAGACCUGGCUCGAGCCGUCUGAGCAGACAACUGCAGGGUUCUUCUGUUAAUCCAGUCACUGCGACGUCGCUGAGUAUAUCGAAGGAUUUUCUCAGCUGCACCAUAGACUGACGUUUUCAGCGACGACCAAAGGUUAAUGCCUUCCCCGUCGGCCCGGGUCGUAAAACAGGACUGGAUGUCUCUGCUCAGGGCCCCGACAGUGUUGGUUUGCCGGAUUUUUUGCGACAUCGAGGCGUCAAUGACGUGGCACUUUUAGCGUGAGAGAUGAGGUGAACUUUCAAGCAUGUCCGCACGAGGAGAUGGUCCGACCCAUGGGCGUUACCAGUCUCGGCACCACGCAUCAAUCUGCUAUUGUGAACCCAGCGGCUGGACCUUGAGCUGACCAGAAUGUAGUCGAUCUAACUGGCUGUAUGAUCGUCGUUUGAGUACCAAGUCAGUUAUUGUGAUGCACGAAGCACGUGUUAGUAGUCCGUUCUGAUCAACGAAGUUCAGCAAUCCCUCGCCAUUUUCACACCGGGAAUCAAACCCAAAGCGGCCAAGAUGACUGUUUGUGGAGUCGCCAGAUCCUGUCCGACCGUUUCAAUCCCCGCCAACAAUCGGCAGAUCGUGGCGAGAGGGUCUGUCAACCAACGGCUGCAGCUGCGAGGGAACCGUCCAUUUAUCGCGCUGCUCAGCGGCUGAAGUUGAUGGAGAUGUUCGUGAAGGGACCUUUCAGUCGCACGUAGGCCGUCUGGUCAUUGACUGGUUCUCAAGCAAGUAAAGCGGGGUCGGCUUGUUGCGAGAGGUCGAUCGUCACGCCGUGUCUACCUGAAGGGUCGCGUGGGCCACUGUGGUACAGGGUGAAGUGUGAGUCAACUCCGCUGGCCUUCAUUUCCCGAAAGCCUGAGUCAGGAAGUCCAAGUCUAGACAGACAGCAGACAUCCACACUUUACUGAUUAGGGCUGCCCGCGGUCAGGCUUUGGGUACCAGGGUCCAGGGCCGUUCGCACAUCCCAUCAUUAGACACCAAGAGUCCGUCCCCGGUUGAGUAGUCCAGCUCGCAUAAUAUUCGCCCCCACUACUGGACCAGGAUUGCGGAGCGCGUCGUUCACCGCGGACGCCGUACCAGGGGUCGAAUACUGCAGUCGGACGUAUUUCAUGAGGCUUCUUGGAAAUUUUGAGUACAGGCGGUCCCCUAACAGCCGCUCGGGUUGUUUGUUCGAGGUUGUCUCCUCUAGCGCUUUGGCUUAAAAGCCUAACCACUAGGCAGUGGCAGCAAGCAAACUUAUUUUUAUGGCAGUCCACUGUUGCCAUAUUACAGUGCCGUCAUCGGGCUAUGCGGCUUCUUAUAAUGCCUUCAGCAUGCCUGACCUCAGCCUUCAGCACUGUCGUUGCUGGUCCGCGACUGCUUAUUCGUCAGACCUGGGUCUGCUUACUUCUCAGUUAACCUUCACUGAAAAUUGUUCCACCAUCCGCCACUUGUGGGCACGCCGGGUAACCAGCAGCUAGGCUAACAGGCGACCCUUCAUCCCGGUCACGGCAUUACCGUUUGGUUAUUACUUAUCUUCGCCAGCUUCCUAAUUGUUAAUUGCUGGUUGCUGUGUGACUUCCCGUGAGGACUAUAUAUCUAGAGCUCCAAGGCGCACCUGAAUCGCCCGCAUGUCUCGUCAUUCAAUCAGGACAGGUCGGCGAACCACUCACGCCGCACUUUUUUCAGUAAUGUGACUACGCAGACAUGGCUAAGCAAUAAACUAUGGUUGUUUUUUUCAAAAGUCAUGGCAUCGUUCAGAUGUACGUCACCUUGUUAUCCAAUCGAUUAGUUGUUAACUCUUGUCUUCCAUUCCAUAGCUCAUGACCAUGCUUCGGGCUCUCAGCACGAAAAGACUAAGAUGCUGGUGUUUGAAAUUACCGAUAGGACUAAAAGUACCGUUUCUUCUAUACAAAUAGAAGUAGUAAUGGAUCCUGAAAGUUGGCGUUACGAUCUGCAGUAUUUGGUUCGAUCCACUGCCGCAGUGACCGCAUGGUCUGGGAGGUGUUACCUCCCCAUUUCUCGACGAUGGAACCUUGUUUCCGUUAUAAAGUUAGGGAAGUGAACAUACGGCUUCUGAGCUUUUCUCUAUGCUGCAAUACCUCCAGGACCAUCUUGGGUCAUGAAGAUGAGUCAAACCGCCGGUAUUUUCGCCGUUUUUUUGUUCUCAAAUUAGAAGUCUCAAUUAAAAGUGGGCUUGGACUGUCAAUGCACUUUGUUCGGGCCAGUAAGAAAAUUCGUUUCUGACUUCAUGUUACUGACUGACGGUUUGGAUCGGUUCGUGAUAGUCGUCGCAGGCGAAAGGGAGAUCUGGGGUUUGUCAUGGUUGCGUCAUCUCGCAAGCCAUUUGCCUGUAUAUGUUUGAAUUUUCUACGCCAGCUGUGCUAAUCAUCCGCACAAUCAUGUAUGAGUAUAAAUAAGACCACCACCCAGCAUUGUGCCCUGUACUGAAGUACUUUUUGCAUACCGGCGUAGGAUGGCUUUAUUGGGUUUGGACUAAACAACAAUCACCACUGACAAACACCAACUUAUAAAUGCUGACACUUUUAGAUGUGACCAAUGUCAGAAUACGAGAAUCGUAUGCAUCUGCCUUCGGCGUUGGUCAGGCGGUGUUUGGGAGUUAGAUUAAGAAUUCACAAUCGACCUGCUUGAGGUCCGCAUGCCUACGGGACUAACUCUCAUUCGCAAUGCCUGCCUUACAUGCUUUUAGUGGAUUUCAGUAUCUGGUAUAUUUGUUGUAGGUUUUGUUGGGCAGGAAAUUGCGCCUCUUGGCGCCAUUAGCCGUUGGUAGUUUCACCAGAGACCGACGAUUAUGGCUCUUCGGUUGUCCGAAAACUCGGCCAAAACGCUUCUCACCGGAUGGUGGAACUGUAGCGCCGUUUGGUGUGUAGAUUGUUCUUUUUAAUACCUGAAUGCGAAAGUGAACGACACCAUACACCUCCCCGGCACAGGAGGGUCGUUAGCAGCCUUGGUGAUGUCGUAGUGCCGCUUUGGUUCGUAACAAUUUUGUGACUUCCUGACCUGCCAGAUCGACGCCAACCCGCGUCUGAGGGUAGUGGCACUCUCAUUGUUUGUGUUUGUUUCGCAGCUAAUUAUUGCUGAAGACUGUUACACCUGUCCGCCAUCUGUAAACGCCUCGGGUAGUCCGUUACUUGGCAAGCCAGCAGGCCCCGUCUUUAUUCACAUCUAACCGUCCCGGGCACUUGGUUGUCUGACCAACAAAGUUUGCUUUAAUGUUGUCUCGUUUGGUGGUCCGGUCGAUGCAGACCUGAUAGCUGUUUGAUUCUCUGCGCGUAGUUUUUGAUCGAAAAUUGAGUUUUUUUCGGUUAAAAGCGGACUGCCUUUAAACAGUGUUGAUGAACUGCUUUACCACAUCGGAAAGUCACUUCCUUCUUCUUGCCAUCUGCUUUUCCUUGUUUUCUUCCCAGUUUACUGUGCGUUUCCAUUGCGCUUUUGCAGUCAAUAAGGUAUUUCAGCCAUUUUUCCUUUGGCGUCUGUUUAUCCUUAUUAAUCUUAGGUUAUUACGGUUCGCGACUGUUUGCCGAUCUGUGUCGCUAUGAGGAGAACUCUCGUAUCACCCAGGUGACAGUAGUCUGCCUGCCAGCUUCCGCAGCCGCUAAGACAGAAUUGACGGCGGUGGAGGGUGCAACUGAUGUCAGCGGCAUCCCUACGGACGAAACGCUCGGAGCGCGCCUCCUUCACACUCGCUUGUCCUCCUGGCUGCCCUCAGAGAAACUUUUCAGUCUCCUUCGAGGUGGCAUCCAGGUGGCCAAGGUGGUGCACGCAGAGUUGGUCCUCAACCUUAAGAAGCAUGUCAAGUCUGCAGAACGAUAA